This is a messenger RNA of Trichophyton rubrum CBS 118892, 982 nucleotides long. RefSeq lists its product as uncharacterized. The transcript has a single exon. The coding region runs from base 227 to 859 and encodes 210 amino acids. NCBI's taxonomy places the organism in Eukaryota, Fungi, Ascomycota, Eurotiomycetes, Onygenales, Arthrodermataceae. Gene Ontology annotation, biological process: protein histidyl modification to diphthamide. Gene Ontology annotation, molecular function: metal ion binding. The record is from RefSeq and is a predicted model, not a curated record.
AUCGCUACCAGCUAUUACGCUGUACUGAACAUAUAAGAGUAGCUUCGUCACUAUGACGCUUCAGACAUAACUAGCUGCGCCCUGGACUUUCUUCGCUCCUCCCAAGCUCACUAGGAAAAACAGGGCUGACUAAGCAGCAAGCACAAAAUUGACUGAAAUGAAAUCUCAACGGCUGCGCUGAAGAUCGCAGGCAUAAACCACUAGCAGUGACAGCGCCGCCUGUUUAAUGGCCCCCUCGGACCCUAGCCAUGAGGAUAUCUCGCAUUAUGAGAUUCUCGGCCUCCCUCAUCCUCCAGUCUCGUUGAGGAAGCAAGACAUCAAGGCGGCCUACCACCGCGCUUUGCUCCAGUAUCACCCGGAUAAAUCUGGCCAGUCAAUACCAUCGUCCUCACCGGGAGAAGAUAUAGGAAAGCAGGAUAGCCUGCCUGGCACACUGAAUACCCCUAAAUCCACAGAGCCUCGUACCGUGGACCAGAUUACAACUGCCUAUAAGGUUCUUUCCAGCCCAGCCACAAAAGCUGAAUAUGAUCAAUUUCUUCUGCUAUCGGGAAUUCCAAGGACUAGAUCAAAUAUUGGGAGGAACGAGAAUGAUGACGUGGUUUUCCGCACUGGUUUAGAGAUGCUUGACCUUGACGACAUGGCCACAGAGACAAUUUUAUGUCAGUCUGACGGGAGCGGAGGGCAAGAGACCAUUGAAACGUGGUAUCGAGGUUGUCGAUGUGGUGACGAAAAAGGCUUUAUGGUUACCGAGGAAGAUUUGGAGAAGGAAGUAGACAAAGGAGAGGUUAUUAUAGGCUGUCGGGGAUGCAGCCUGUGGGCUAAGGUAGUCUUUGCUGUACACGAAGACAUUAAUGAAUGAACGUCGACGCCUAAUUUUCAUUUUUUAACUACCACGACUGUCGAUGGAAAAGCAGGACCUUCUCAGUCUGUCAUUAUGGUGAGAGCCAUAGCUCUUUACCUACGGGGUACUAGCCUGCACACU